Molecule: messenger RNA, 1161 nt
Organism: Fraxinus pennsylvanica
Lineage: Eukaryota; Viridiplantae; Streptophyta; Magnoliopsida; Lamiales; Oleaceae
Source: the annotation of a GenBank genome assembly
AUGGGAGAAGCUCCAGAACUGCUCUCAGGUAUCACAGGUGGUGCUGAUGAAAAUGCUGAACAAGUAAUUUCACCAGAAGACAUAAACCAGAAUCCUCAAAAUCCUUUCUUCCAUUGCCUUAAGCAAUACAAAUGGUGGCUUCAAAUGGCCAUUUUCACCCUCUUCGUCCUUGCUGGACAGUCACUGGGCAUCCUCUUGGGUAGAUUGUAUUACAACAAUGGCGGAAACAGUAAUUGGAUGGCUACAUUUGUACAAUGUGCAGGAUUUCCAAUUAUCCUACCAUUUCUAUGCAUCCCAAAAUCAAAAGAUUCAAACCCAGAAAUCAACAGAAAAAACCCUUCCACCUUAAUCCUUGCUUUAGUUUACAUUUCCCUUGGAAUAUUUCUUGCAGCAGUUUGUAUGCUGUACACAAUUGGGCUAAAAUGUCUCCCAGUUACUACCUAUACUUUAAUUGGUGCUAGCCAAUUGGGAUUCAUUGCCCUUUUCUCUUAUUUCCUCAAUAGACAGAAGUUUACUCCUUAUAUACUGAAUUCUUUAGUGCUUCUCACAAUUUCCUCCGUACUUCUUGUAUUCCAAAAUGAUUCAGAUGACUCGAAAAAAACCACUAAAGCAAAGUACGUAUUAGGCUUCGUAUGCACUAUUGCUGCAUCUGCCGGUUAUGCAUUAAUGCUGUCUAUAACCCAGCUUGCCUUUCAGAAGAUCAUUAAACGUGAAACCAUAAGGGCGAUAAUUGACAUGUCACUCUAUCAGAAUAUAGUAGCAACGUUUGCUAUUUUAAUAGGGCUUUUUGCAAGUGGGGACUGGAAGAAUUUGAAUGCAGAAAUGGAGAAGUUUAAACCUGGGAAAGUAGCUUAUGUCAUGAACUUGGUCGGGACAGCAGUUUCUUGGCAGGCUUUUACUAUUGGUUGUACUGGGUUGAUAUUUAAGGUUUCUUCAUUGUUUUCGAAUGUGAUUAGUAUGCUAGGUUUGCCUAUUGCUCCAGUUCUUGCAGUGAUUUUUCUUCACGAAAAGAUGACUGGAUUGACGGGUAUGGCAAUGGUGUUGGCUAUGUGGGGUUUUGUUUCUUAUAUGUAUCAACACUAUCUCGAUGAUCUGAAGACGAAGGCUGAAAAUAAACCUCCCAAUGAUGUUUCUGAAGUUCCCCUGACCAAAACUACUUAG